Messenger RNA from Trifolium pratense (red clover), 4141 nucleotides. RefSeq names its product F-box/FBD/LRR-repeat protein At1g13570-like. Gene Ontology annotation, molecular function: protein binding. The transcript is spliced from 5 exons. The record is from RefSeq and is a predicted model, not a curated record. NCBI's taxonomy places the organism in Eukaryota, Viridiplantae, Streptophyta, Magnoliopsida, Fabales, Fabaceae. The coding region runs from base 872 to 2317 and encodes 481 amino acids.
UAAUUAAUCCCAACUCUUAUGUCUAUGAACGAUGAAUUAAGUGAUUUUACUCUUGAAAUUUGAAAGUGUCGUACAAAGUUUGAGCCAACUUGGUAACCGAAUUGAAUCCUAUCAUCGUCACCACUCUCACCAUGAAUUGAAAUAUUGAAUCCUUCGUGUGAAGGAUGAACCCUAACCCCUUUUCAUCUCAAUUAUUUUGAAUCUCAAAUUGGGACCAACACCCUUUGUUUUUUGGAUAGAAAUCACAUUCCAAAGAUUAUUGGGUACUUUUCCUCGAACGCAACAAUGGUAAUUUCUCAAACUCUUCUAUCCUGAAAAUACAAUAUGCCUUACAUCAUUGAAUUCAAUAUAUUUAUACUUAAAACUAUAUUUUUUUUAAUGGGAAAUGUUAAUCGGUGACCCGAGGCAAUGGUUAAAGAAAUAAAAGUAGUAAUAUAUAAUCUUGAAAACAGUGCUUUCAAUGCCUUAAAAUUUUAAUAAAGAAUUUUUUCUACUUAAAACUUUUGUUUUUGUUUCCAUUCUUGUUUCCUUAACCAUUCCCCGGGCACCGUUUAGCAUGACCUUCUAAUUUAACGAAGUUACAUUAGUUUGAGUUUCAAGAUUCUCUAUGUUAAGAAAUCUCAUGUCGGUUGUGAGUGUCUGUGUCUGGUUAUGUGAGUGUCUGGAUAAAGUAGAGGCAAUUCUCACCUUACAAGUCGGUUUUGUAAGGAUGAGUAACUCAUAUCCAGGCACUCUCACAAUCGAUGUGAGACUUCUUAACACUCUCAAUGGACCUACCUAGCUAUGAUUCUUGUAAACAUACAUAGAUACAUAUAUACACUAACUAACAUAGUUUGUUUUGAUAAUUCGUGUAUGUACUCUCUAUUUGAAUAUGAAUAUAUCUUAUCUAAAGGGAAGAAAACAAACAAAGUCUACUCGCCGAAAACUGACUGGCGCGUGCACGGAGCCAGAUAGAAUUAGUUGCUUACCAGGUCACAUAAUAGACAGGAUUCUGUCACAUUUGCCAAUUAAGGAAGCAGUGAGAACAAGUGUAUUAUCCAGCAAAUGGAUGAACAAAUGGUACACAAUACCAAAUCUCGUGUUUGAUAGAAAAUGUAUCUCUGCCAUAGCUUCUGAAGACCCUUUAGUUUUUGAGAGCAAGUAUUUGAAAAUUGUUGAUCAUGUACUUUUACUUCAUACUGGGCCAAUCAACAUGUUCAAGUUCUCUGAUUGCGGUCGUGAUUUCAUUAGUGAGAGUGUUGUGACUGAUAUUGCUCGGUGGAUUCGUCAUCUAAUCGGAAGGUCUAUUAAAGAGCUUGUGUUGGAAGUUGUUAUAGAGGAACGCUAUAAGUUUAAGUUACCUCGGUGCUUAUUCUCUUGUCAAAGUUUACAACGUAUAAAAUUAUAUUCUGGUUGGCUUAAACCUCCAACAACGUUUAAAGGCUUUAGGAACCUAAAAAUUCUUGAGCUAUAUCACAUUACAAUAACUCAAAAUGCUUUGGAAAACUUGAUAUCAAGCUGCCCUAUACUUGAACAUUUGACAUUGAUAGGUCUUGACGAUCUAACUGAAAUUAAAAUUCAUGCACCAAAUCUGAAGAUUCUUGGCAUCCUCGGUGAAUUUGUGGAUUUUAGCUUUGAGAACACUUUUCAAUUAACCGAGUUAAGUUUGUUGUUUCACUCUCAAAGAAAUCAAAGUAGAUUGAGUGGAUGCUCAAGCAAUUUGCUCAAAUUUUCUGCUCAUCUACCUCACAUACAACACCUUGACAUUAGUAGCGGUUUUUUGAAGGUAAAAUGUUCAAGCAUUUCAACGUUGAAUUUCAAUGAACUGCAAUCUGAUUUGGAGUCAUUCUUUUGUUUUGUUCAGUAUUUGGCUGCAGGUGUUGUGCCAGUAAUGCUUCCUACACCAUGUAUCAAUUUAAGAUUUCUUUUCAUGUGCAUAAGGUUCAAUGACAUGAAUGAAGUUUUGGCUGCUCUUUGUUUGCUUAGAAGCUCGCCUAAUCUUCAAAAAUUAGAAAUAAUUGCAGAGCAUGGGAAGCAAACUAUCCUGCCAACACCCGACUCCUAUUGUUGGGAAGAAAUCUUUUCGGGGCCAGCCGUUCCCAUCUCCGUUCGACAUGUGAAUAUAGAGGGUAUCUCUGGCAUCAAAUUCGAAUUAGAUUUUAUCAGAUUUCUACUUAUGUAUUCUUCUGUGCUAGAAAAAAUGAUUGUGAAGCCUGGUUUAAACGUCAGACCUGAGUUGAUGACAGAACUAAUCCGGUUCAAGAGAGCAUCGGGACAAGCUGAAGUUAUUUACAAUGGGGAAGACUCUGUUAAUUACGGUGGGGAAGACUUUCCGUAAUGUUUUAUAUCCUCCUCAAAUAUUUCUUUUUGUUUAUCUAGUACAAGUGUUAGAUUUUAAUUAUAUUCCUCUUAUACAUUGUGAUAGGCAUUAUCUAGGUCAUGAUCCUUAAGGAUUCUACAGUCAACCAAAACUUUUCAUCAGAUAUACUUCAUUAUAUAUAUCUGUAAUGCUUAAAGGGGAUUAGCAUAGAUUAGCAUUCUAACAUGCCUCUUUAACAUUCUGCUGUCAACGUGAUCAUCUUUAACAUGCUUCUCAUCAUUGGUAACCUUAGUGACAGUACUAUGGUUUCAUCAUGCAUGAUUGGAGAUUGCCAGAUGACCUAUUUUAAAAACUUUUUUAAUUUUAAAAUAACACAUCAUCAAACUUAAUGUUUGGAUAUUUUAAAAUAAACUGAGCGAAGCAAAAUGGAAUGGAGUGGAUUUCAUUCCGUUGUUUGGAUACUCUAUGUUUAAAUAGAAUAUUAUUUCUAUUCUAUUUUUUGAAAACUGGGCGGAGCAGAAUAGGUUAUAAAUUUUAUCUUUUCGAAAAAAUACUAUUAUUAUGUAAAAUAUAUUAAUCGCGUUCUAUUCUAUUUUCUCUUUGGGUGUUAUGAAUAAAAAUUGCAUGGUUGGGCCUCUUGAGUUCUAAAAGGAUGACCUUCUAGUGGUAAUCACUUCAUUUUGCUUUCCUUAUAACAAUCAUCUUGUUAUUGCUAUUGUUGAUUAGCAAAUUUAAUCCAAUAUAUUAAAGCACACAUGUUUAUUAAUACAUGGAAUAACAUAUAGUUAUAAUUUCAUAAAAUUUGAAAAAAUGAGAAAACAAAAAUAAAUUGAAACAUAAGGAAUAUAGUUAAAGAGACGGUGAAAAUUAGGAGGAGGAAGUGAUUGAGAGGAUGCUUCUGAUGAAAACCGUCAAGCAGACAAAAUGCUGAAAUAAAAGUUAAACAAAUUAGUAGGAACAAUAAAAUAACAUUAAAGUAAUCAAUAAAAAAUAUCUAUAGUUUAGAGUUUUAAAAUUUGAAUUUUUUUUUAUAAGAUAUAAGAACAUAACACGUACCAAAGAUUAUGAUUAUGCAAAAGCAAAAAAAACCCUUUGGUAUGGAGUUGUUGAAGAAAUCAGCAACGGGACGGACGAAAACAACAACGGAAACAACAACAAUGGUGACAAGUAAGUGAAAGAUGAUGGUAGAGUAAACUUUCCGAAUGAAGGAUAAUCUCUCCACGUCCACGUCUCCUUCUACAGCCAUUUUCACUAUGCAACUGCAACUUCAAUGCUGCUGCAGAGGACGAAGGUUUGUAAGAGAAUAUCUUGUUGAAUUCAAAGAUAUUGGUUAUGGUUAUAUAAAUGCCUCAAUAUAUUUUUUUCUUAACAAAAUCCACUAAGGAUUCAAAUUUCUAAUCAAAUCUUUUAAGGGUUAUUAUGUAUCAAGUUUGUUAAAAUCAUUGGUAAAUUUGAGGGUAUUAGCUUUGACAACACUCCUCAAUUGGCUAAGCUAGUUGUUGAUCAAACUAGUCAAAGUAAAUCGCAUGGAUGCUCUAGCAAUUUGGUCAAGUUUUUCGAUCAGCUACCCAACAUUGAGAUGCUACUGAUUAUUUCCUAUUUUAUAAAGUAUUUGUUUGCAGAUGCUGUGCCAGUAAAGCUUCCUACACCCUGUAUCAAUCUAACAACUCUUUUGCAUAAGCAUAAACUUUAACGACUUGAAGGAAAUUUUGGCCAUUCUUUGCUUGCUCAAUAGCUCGCCUAAUCUUCAAAGAUUCGGAAUCUAUGCACGACUCGAAGAGCUCGCUGACCAUUUAUCGCCUGUCUCAAAUUGCAACUUGUAAAGAUACAAGACAUAUCAGG